AAAAGUAAAGUAAACCAUCGAAGGGAUUAGCAUACAUUUUCAACCGCAUUCUCUUUUUACUCUCACCUUCCCAAAAGUAAUCGUCCACCUCGUUGAAGCGGUCUGCAGAGCACCAGAGAGUCUCUCAAAGCAACCACAAUGCAUCUCUCAGGAAUAGUCUUUGCGUUCAGUUCUCUCAUUUCCCUCUCCACAGCCCAUUUCAGGCUGGUUGACCCGCCACCCAGAGGUUUUUCGGAGGACAUGCUCACUAGGUUCCCUUGCGGCGGCCAAUCAAUGUCCAAGUCCCGUACCAGCGUUUCCUUAACCGAUCUCGAGAUGCCCAUCGCAUUGGAGAUGGGCCAUGAUCAGACAGCCGUGCAGGUAUUAUUGGCGCUGGGCAGCCAUCCGGGAUCGAACUUCAACAUCACCUUGGUGCCGACAUUUAGGCAAGUUGGGCUGGGAGAUUUUUGCUUGCCAUCUGUUAGCUUAGAUGAGCAGCGUCUGGGUGUGAAGCCGGUAGAUGGGAUGAAUGCCACGCUGCAGGUCGUGACAAACGGAGACCCGAAUGGUGGAUUGUAUAAUUGCGCCGAUAUCACGUUCUCUUCCACAACGGAGUAUACCGUUCCCAGCAGCUGCAAAAACGGCACCGGAGUUACGGCCACGCCAUUCUCGGGAGAAGCAGCAACACGUAAUGCAAACGAGUCCACACCGAACGGACAGCCGCAACGUGGCAACUCUGGAUCUGGACCAACAUCGAAUAUAGCUGGUCAUUUGGAGACAGCUACCUGGGGAGUUUUAGGCGCAAUUGUUGUAGGGGGUGUUGCGUUGCUAUAAGAGAGGCCAGCCGGUCCCUUCUGAGUUAUGGGUAAAAGCUCAUCCAAAUCAGUAGGUAGCAAGUGCUAUCUUGUUUUUAUAAACUGGAAAUCCAAAAGCUUUGGAGUUGGGUUGGACAGGUGAAGAUCUUUUCAGCACCAUUGGAUUCAGCAGCUGAAAUCCAAAUUUUCCAACUCUGAAACCACUGUACGGAGUAUAUCAAUAGCUCUGCCGGUAAUAUGGACAACAGGGGUUGCGCAAAUCAGUAUCUUCGACAAUUUUGA
Molecule: messenger RNA, 1076 nt
Organism: Coccidioides immitis RS
Lineage: Eukaryota; Fungi; Ascomycota; Eurotiomycetes; Onygenales; Onygenaceae
Product: expression library immunization antigen 1
Exons: 3
Coding region: 139-813 (224 amino acids)
Source: RefSeq, a predicted model, not a curated record